Mucor mucedo is the source of this 762-nucleotide messenger RNA. RefSeq names its product carbonic anhydrase. Gene Ontology annotation, molecular function: carbonate dehydratase activity; zinc ion binding. NCBI's taxonomy places the organism in Eukaryota, Fungi, Mucoromycota, Mucoromycetes, Mucorales, Mucoraceae. Bases 1 to 762 code for a protein of 253 amino acids. The record is from RefSeq and is a predicted model, not a curated record. The transcript has 6 exons. Gene Ontology annotation, biological process: carbon utilization.
AUGAGCAAAUUCACUAGUCAGUUUACUUCUUUAUCACCACUUGUACUCACUUCUCAGUCUGAAGAAGUCGAUCCAUGUGAAUGUGAUAAGAACACUACUUCCAUCACCAUGAACAAGUUUGACCCUAAAGAUCAUGAGUUGACCAGUCUUAUGGAUAACAACAAGCGUUGGGCUGCUGCUGUUAUCAAGGAGGACCCAGAAUUCUUCAGUGAUAUUGCUAAUAAGCAAGAACCAAAGCUUCUCUGGAUCGGUUGUUCUGACUCAAGAGUUCCUGCAAACCACAUUGUUCAAUUAAAGCCUGGAGAGAUCUUUGUUCAUAGAAACAUUGCCAAUGUGGUUAACCACAGUGACUUAAAUUGUUUGUCUGUCAUUCAAUAUGCUGUCGACGUCUUAAAGGUGGAACACAUCAUCGUUUGUGGUCAUUACAACUGUGGCGGUGUUACUGCUGCUGCAGGCUCAGGUCAGUUCGGUUUAAUCGACAAUUGGUUACGUUCCAUCAAGGAUGUCUACAGAUUGCAUAAUGAGGAAAUGGAUGGCUUAAAAACCGACCAAGAAAGAAUUAGAAAACUUGUUGAGUUAAAUGCUAUCAAUUCUGCCAAGAAUGUUUGUCAUUCUACCAUUGUUCAAAAUGCUUGGACUAACGGCCAAAAGUUGACCGUUCAUGCUUGGGCAUAUGACAUUGAGGACGGUUUGGUUAAAAAGUUGGAUUGGUGUGUGAGUGAUAAUGAGUCACUCGAAGAUAUCUAUCAUCAUGAAGUUUAA